This is a messenger RNA of Nelumbo nucifera (sacred lotus), 570 nucleotides long. Lineage: Eukaryota; Viridiplantae; Streptophyta; Magnoliopsida; Proteales; Nelumbonaceae. The record is from RefSeq and is a predicted model, not a curated record.
AUGAAGGGAGGAAUCCUUGAAGUAGUUCUGGUCAGUGCAAAAGGCAUUAGACACACAAAUUUUGUGGGAAAACCAGGUUAUUAUGUUAUAAUUCAGUGUGGCACCCAAACACACAGAAGCAAGAACUCACCAGGUGAAGGCAGGAAAGUCUUAUGGAAUGAAAAGUUUAUAUUUAAAUUUGCAUCUUCUGAGUUGCAAGAGUUGACUUAUCUGAAGUUAAGAAUCAUGGAUAAGGAAAUGUUUACCGAGGGUGGUUUUGUUGGUGAAACCUUAAUUCAUCUCGGAGGAAUACUGACCGAAGGAAAUAACAAAGGGUUCAUACAACUGAAACCAUCUCCAUACAAUGUGGUGCUUGAAGAUGAUAGCUAUAAAGGAGAGAUCAAAAUUGGCCUCAAAUUCAUUGCAAAUGUGGAACUGCAAACAGAGAUGAUAGAAUAUGAAGGGCAGGAGAAAAAACCACCACAGUCCAUCUAUAGAACCAUUUUGAAUUACUGCCAAAUCUCAUGGUGGAGGUUUUUCUUUUUCCACAAGAAAUCAGAUGAUAAACAGAUGAAUUUCUGCCAAAUCUGA